Messenger RNA from Mercenaria mercenaria, 2940 nucleotides. RefSeq names its product E3 UFM1-protein ligase 1-like. Gene Ontology annotation, biological process: regulation of proteasomal ubiquitin-dependent protein catabolic process; protein K69-linked ufmylation; response to endoplasmic reticulum stress. The record is from RefSeq and is a predicted model, not a curated record. The transcript has 17 exons. Gene Ontology annotation, molecular function: UFM1 ligase activity. Gene Ontology annotation, cellular component: endoplasmic reticulum membrane. The coding region runs from base 19 to 2376 and encodes 785 amino acids. NCBI's taxonomy places the organism in Eukaryota, Metazoa, Mollusca, Bivalvia, Venerida, Veneridae.
UCACACACUCAUAACAACAUGGCUGAUUGGGACGAAGUUAAAAAGUUAGCAGCAGAUUUUCAGCGUGUACAACUCAGCAGUACAAAACAAAAGUUAUCAGAGAGAAAUGUGAUUGAGAUAGUCACAAAACUUGUAGAAUUUGGCCAGCUUGAAGUGAUCUAUACAGUAGAUGGAAAAGAAUAUAUUACUCCACAAGAACUAGUCAAAGAAAUUAAAGAGGAACUUCUUGUACAUGGAGGUCGUGUAAAUCUUGUAGAGUUAACGCAGAUAUUGAACAUAGAUUUCAGUCAUAUUGAAUCUAAAGCAAAUGAGAUUGUUAGCCGAGAGAAAAAUAUCAUGCUUGUCCUGGGACAACUGAUUGAUCAGCGUUACAUGGACAAGCUUGCAGAAGAGGUGAAUGAUAAGUUACAAGAAAAAGGUCAUGUGACCAUACCAGAGCUUACUAAACAGUAUGACCUGUCAGCAGAAUUUCUUGUCAAGAACUUGCAUUCGCGGUUUGGAACAAUUAUCAAAGGUCAGAUAGACAGUUAUGACAGAGAUGUCAUAUUUACCGAUGCCUUUAUUCAAAGAAUGCGAGCACAGAUCAGAGGGGCUUUCAGUGCUGUAACUAGGCCUGUUUUGGUUGGCUCAUUUAUUCAGCAGUACAAGUUUCAGGAACGAAUAUUCUUGUCCAGUCUUGAGGAGCUAGUGAAUAGUAAGGUUCUACAUGGGACACUGUCAGGUAGACAAGAUAACGCUACAUAUAUCCCUGAUAUCUACACAAAGUCUCAGAAUGAAUGGGUGGACAGCUUUUACAAACAAAAUGGCUACCUUGAAUAUGAUGCAUUAAAAAGAUUGGGAAUCUCUGAUCCAAAAGAUUUUAUAAAGAAACGCUUCAAAUGUGAGCACAUGAUUUAUCUCGGCACAUGUUGCAUGGGGCGUGCACUACAGGAACAGGUAGAGGCUAGUAUGGAGGAGGCUCUGGCUGACGGUACCUGGGUUGAUAUAAUGCCAUUACUUCCAUCUGUGUUUAGUGCAAAAGAUGCCAACACUCUACUAUUGGGAUGUUUGAAGGGUCAUUCAGGGGCCAUGGUAUGCUGUGAGACAGUAGUUGCCAGUGAUAAACUUAUCUCACAAUGUUCAAAACCAUUUCCACAACUCAUGGCCAUGAAAGCAGAAAAGGAUGCGAAGAGUCACUCAGUGUUUAGAGGGGUACUGGAAGCUGGUGAGCCAGGAACCAUUAAGUCUGAAGGACCUACAGGCAAUACAAAAGAGGAUAGAAAAGAUCAAAGGCGUAAAAAGGCAACAGUUGGAAGUGGCAAUACAAAAUCUGGCGGAGGAACACAGGGCCGAGAAAUAAAAACUAAGGCAGUGAAGAAAAAAGGUUACAAAGGUCGUGACCAUGACAAUGAUUCUGAUGAGGAAAUGGCAGCCAAACCAAAGUCAAGGUCAACAGAAAUAGAGUUUAUGACCUUAGAAGAGAUUGCAGACGUAUUGAAAAAAGAUGUCUCUCUGAGAGAUUGUCCAGAUGAACUAAUUUCAGAAAUUGCUCAACAGUUGAUCAGACCACUAACCAAAGAGUACCAAGAUGUUGCCAAAUCAAUAUAUCUUCAGACUUCAGGGGCAUCUAGUCAUGAAAGAAAGAAAACACAUGGAGAAUUGAAUGAAAAAUUAGUUGGCUUGUGGACAAAUGUUAGGUUAUUUGAAAAAGGAUUAAAAUUAUUUAAUGAUGAGACACAGACAAAUCUAGUACGGCAUUUAUUAAGGACAGUAUGCACAGAUAUAACAAAUGUAGUGCUGAAUUCUGUAGCCACUGACCAAAUGUUAUCUAUUGCUGACGAAACAAAGUUUACUAACGAGAGUCGUGUCAAACUAAUAGGAAAAUUGCCCAGCAAUAUUCAAGGAGAUUUACAGAAAUUAAACACUUCAUUAAAUGGAAAGUCAUUAGAUGAUUUUUUCAAUGCAUUAGAUGUUUUGUGUGGUCCUUCGCAUUUGAGUAUACUAUUCAAGAAACCAGACAAAAAGAAAGAAAGACAGUUAACAUUCAGCCACAGGCAAGCAUUGUGUGAACAGCUGACCAGCGAGACAGAUGCAGCAAUGACACUACAUCUAGCAUGUGUUGUAUUAUUCCACAAGUUUACACAGUGUAUAUUACAUGUUCCUGGUAAAUGUGUCCCACAGAUCAUCUUGUUCCUGAAGGACCAUAUGGAGCCAGAAAAAUUCAAGGAGUUUACUACACUACAAGACCUUGUGAUAGCUCAGCUACAGAAGCAACAGUCGGCAGAAAAUGAUGAAGGUCAUGAGGCUCAGAUGAUAGAGGAAACUGUAGCCAAGGUCAAGGACAUUGCCUUGACAACCAAAAAAUCUACACAGAAUGUGGCUGCCGCAGAGGAUUAAAUGAUAACCUUGAGUAUGUUUAUGGUGACAUUUUGAAUUUCAAGGUCAGGACACUGAGACUAUACAGGGAAACUUUAGGCAAGUUCAAGAAAAUCAACUUGACAACAAAAAAUAUUCAUACAAUACAUAGCUGAAGGAAAGGGUUAAAUAAUCAUCUUGUGUAUGUGUAGUGACAUUUUAAAUGAAUCAAGGUCUAGACACUGAGAUUAUAGAUGAAACUUUAGCCAACAUCAACGUCAUUGACAACAAAAAAAUCCACUCAAAAUGUGGCUGCAACAGAGGAUUUAAUUUUGAGGGGUUAGAGCCAGAACGUGAUAAGAGCAUUUUUUUAAAACUUUCAAGAAAAUUGAAAAAGAAUAUUUUGUAAAACUUUUAAUUGAAGGAGAAUAUCAAUGUGAUAUAUGAUCAUAUGAGAGCAAGUACUCACAAGAAAACAUACAAAAAUCAAGAAACACCAAUGCUUAAAAUAAAAUGUUUUUGGUGAAAAUUUGUACAUAUUUCCUUUUGGUGUAAAAUGAAUUCGUUGAUUAUUUGAAAUUACUCAAAAUAAAAAAUAAACACACA